Molecule: messenger RNA, 1483 nt
Organism: Fundulus heteroclitus (mummichog)
Lineage: Eukaryota; Metazoa; Chordata; Actinopteri; Cyprinodontiformes; Fundulidae
Gene: mrpl11
Product: mitochondrial ribosomal protein L11
Exons: 6
Coding region: 181-768 (195 amino acids)
Biological process (GO): translation
Cellular component (GO): mitochondrial large ribosomal subunit; ribosome
Molecular function (GO): structural constituent of ribosome; large ribosomal subunit rRNA binding
Source: RefSeq, a predicted model, not a curated record
UUUGCUCCUCCGUGCCAGCAGGUGGCAGCGCUGUGCGCCAGAAGCAGCGGACGGUCCAAGAUGGCUGCGCCCUGAAGGAUGCCGCUGACAGCGUGAAGGUGCGGGACAAGUGUCAGUGAUUUCAGUGGAUGGAUUCUCUGUUGACUCUGAGGUGAAUUAAGGUUUUCCAAACAGACCACGAUGUCAAAGAUCUCCAAGGCAGCGAAGGCGGUGAAGAAAUUGGACACAGGCAAUGUAAUCCGGGCUAUAGUGAGGUCAGGACAGGCAACUCCCGGCCCCCCACUGGGCCCCAUCCUGGGACAGAAAGGUAUCCCCAUCGGGCAGUUCUGCAAGGACUUCAAUGAGAAAACCAAAGAGCUGAAGGAAGGCAUCCCGCUUCCCGUCAAGAUCCACGUCAAGCCUGACAGGACGUAUGACCUGAAGAUCGGUCAGCCCACCGUCUCUUACUUCCUCAAACAGGCGGCAGGAAUCGCCAAAGGUGCCGGCAAGACAGGCCACGAGACGGCGGGGAUGGUGUCGGUCAGGGCCGUGUACGAGAUCGCCCAGGUGAAAGCCCAAGACGACUGCUUCAAGAUGAGGGACGCCUCCCUCGAGACGGUCGUCAAAUGCAUCGUGGGCUCGGCGCGCUCGCUGGGAAUCAGAGUGGUCAACGAUCUUUCUGCAGAUGAGUACAAAGUCUUCCUGGAGCAGCGAGAGGAGAAGCUGAAGGCCGACGCUGAAGCAGCUGCGGCCGCCACAUCCGAAGCUGCGUCGGGCAAGAAGAAAUAAAAACCGCCCACGCUCUCCUGGAUUCCUUUAUUUUUGACUUUAUACAUGUCCUACAUUCUUGAGAAACCUGUGUUAAUAAAAGUUUUGUUUAAAAAAAAAAAGUCCCUUUUCUAACUUUGAUCUUUCCCCACCCACAUGUCUGCAACAAAAACACCAACUCUGGUUCUGAAACUAUUCAUGACCGUAAAUUAUUGGCUUCCCUGAGCUGAGAUGCUGAGGGUGUAAUUGUUCCUUCUCUGUAGGGUUUGUACCUUCAGUCUCUUUGAUGCUACAAUCCAUUUUUAACGCUUCUGGAAGCAGUUUGGCUCUAAGGCAGCUUGUGCAGAUGGAUUCCUCCAUAUUUCACCCUUUUUUUUUAAUCAUUUUGGGAUCUGAAACAUUCAGCACAUUAAUUAUUGGUUAAAAGUUUUGUUUAAUGUUUUGGGUUGUUUUAUUUUUUGCUGCACAAAAGCAGUCAGUGGUGAUUGUCAGAUCAUUGUGUUAAUAAUUAGGAACAUUGAGCCACGAAAAUGUAAAAAGAAAUUCCAUUGAAAAACAUUUUAACUUUGAAGAUGUUUAAACUGCAAUGAAAGAAGAUGAGACCUUGUCUCUUCAAGGUGAGGAGCUUUGAUUGCUUUAAUAUUUGAAAUAAUUGUUUUGUUGGAAGAAACACAAGAAAACAUCAGACUCUUUUGACCAGGAAGAAAAAAUCUAAAUAAAGUAUUUUGUCCCAAUA